Molecule: messenger RNA, 2628 nt
Organism: Thamnophis sirtalis
Lineage: Eukaryota; Metazoa; Chordata; Lepidosauria; Squamata; Natricidae
Source: RefSeq, a predicted model, not a curated record
AGAAGGGAUCUCUCCAAAGCACAAGGAGGACCCUCGGCCAAGGCAUCCGGGAGAGGCUUCUGGACUGCUUGAUCCUCUCUAGGAGUGAAUGGUUGACUUGGCUCCCUUCUGCUGCUUCUUUUCUUGGACAAAAUGUACGAGCGGCACAAGAGACGAUACAGCCUGUGCGAGAUUUCCAAAGAAGAGAGAGCUGUGGAAGUGGUGCUACUGAAGGUAGGGCAUGGCUUGUGUCUUCUUCGGCUGAGCUGCACCUCCUCCGUUCGUAUCCCUCCUUCAAGGUGUGAAGACAUUAAAGAUGCUGUUCUGGAGUCCAUUUACCAGUCCACUUGGUGUCAUUGUGUCAUAAAGAGCUGUGAAAGUGACAAUUUUCUAGAAGACAGGUUAAGUGGCGAUGGUUCGUCCACACAAGGGAUCGUUAAGGGAGGAUCUGGGAGUGACUCUGAACUUUUUCCUCUCUCCAGUGAUGGUCUGGACGAGGUGGACUUUAGAAAGCAGCCUGAAGAGGAGCAAUCAGCCGGCAGAAGUUCAACCUCCUCAGUGGACGAUACCAUAUCGCUAGAAAGGAACUCUUCCAUUGGUAGUAACCUUUCUGUUCCACGGACUCCCGGCCUCCUUGGAUCCAAGGAAAGGUACAGCCCAGAUGGCAGCUGCUUCAACAUGGGGACGAACGGAGAAGGUCAAGAUGGCAUGGCGGUGAUCUCUGGAGAACUGGACGAAUUGCUGGAUAGCGUCAUGGAGGUGUCCCCACCUUCUUCUGGCCUGCGGAACAAUUUGAGGCCGUUGUCUCCUUUCCGUCGGCAUAGCUGGGGCCCAGGGAAGAAUAGUAACAACAGUGAAGCUGAGGUCAACCACAGGAGUUACAGCUUGGAAGGUCUUUCCGGAGAGGCUGAUGAUACUACUAAGCCAUCCUCAAGUCUCGAUGUAGCAUCUAUGAACACCAAAGACCUUCGGCGGAGUCCCCUAGCAAAUGAUGAACGAGGAUCACUGGUCUCGCUCACCGAAGAGGAACAGGAAUCAGAGCUAGGAGAAAUGAGAAGCCAGUCUAAAACUGUCUUUUCUAUUGACUCUUCUUCCAGUGAUGAGGAGGAGAAGUUGGAGAGCAUCCGAUCCUUCAGCAGCUCCUUGACUCAAAGCAUCAGCGAGGAGAGUGGCAGUUUCCAGCCCCCCAGCCCCUCAAGAAAAGAUUUGGAAGGCAAAAGUGGAACGAAAGUCAGCCGUACCUUCAGCUACCUCAGGAAUAAAAUGUCCAGCAGUAAGAAGAGCAAAGAGAAAGAUAAAGAUAAAGAGAAACUGAAGGAACGGGAUAAAGACACCAAGGAAAAAGACAAAGAUAACAAGAUACUAAAUGGCCAUCUCUUCAGUGCCAUCUCAACCGUGGGUCCCAUCAGUUGUUACCACUGUCUCAAGCCCUUCAACAAAGAUUCAUUCGUCUGUGCAAAUUGUGGUGCCAUUGUCCAUAAAAGCUGCAAAGAAAGUGUGGCUGCUUGUGCUAAGGUCAAAAUGAAACUCCAGAAAAACCCAAGUGGUCUUCAGCCUCACGAUACUUCUUCAUUGCCCACAGUAAUUAUGAGAAAUAAGAGUUCUCAGCCAAAAGAGCGACCCAGAUCAGCGAUUCUUGCUCUUGAUGAGAACAUAACGACUUCAGUGUUCAAUAGUAGGCGAUCCCAGCAGAACCUGUCCCUUUCAAAGAGUGUUUCCAUUCAGAACAUUGCUGGAGUCGGAAACGAUGAAAGUAUCCUUCAUACGCGGAAAUUUCUUUCCCAAUCAACAGACUCCUUGAAUAAAAUCAGCCGGGUAAAUGAAUCCAUGGAAUCGUUAACAGAUGAAGGUAAGUGACCCUGUUGGGGAAAUAACUAGCUUGGCUGUAGGAGAAAAGCUAAAGGACAUUAGGAGAGGAAAGAAUGCUUUCACACAUGCUAAAUUCUCUGCACGAAGAAGAUUAACUAAAAAAAAAGUGUUACCAUAGAUCUCUUUUUAUUCAACUAAAAUAAUGGAGAAACCGUUGCUUAUUCUGCAACGUUCUGAUAUGGACGGCCAGACUCUAACAUUUAGCAUCCUUCACCAAUAGCCAUAUGGGUUGGUACUGCUUGGAGUUGAUGUCCACCGAUGGUUGGAGGGCGGUCUGCUGCUUCCUUAGCUGUAGAUCAUUGUUUCCAAACCUGGUAGACUUCCAACUUUCCCAGCCAGCCUUGCUCUUGUUUGGAACUCUGGGAACUGAAGUCUAGAUCCCUAGAAAUAAUCCAUGUAGGACAUAUUGCUCUAAACUGAAGCAUUUGCUACAUUCUACACUGUACAUAAAAGGCUCUUGCUUACAGAGGAGUGGUGCGGUGGCCUAGAGGGGGAGCUCUCGCCUCACAAUCAAGAGGCUGUGAGUUCGAUCCUAGGUAGAAGUAGAUAUUUCUCCCUCUGGAUGCUUAGAAUAUAUCUGCCAAACAAAACUCUGCAUUGGCGACAGGAAGGGCAUCUGGCCAUUCAAACACUCCGCUAGCUCCAUUCAGUUGCCCAGACUCCAUCCCACAAGGGAAUAUGGGGUCGUUAAAUGACCAUAAUGAUCUAGUUGCUUACAGAGCAAGUAAACCUUACACUGGACUGCAGCGUGUAACAAGAAGGAUACUUUGGGCAUAGCAA